AUGACUUCUACAGCCGCGGCAGGAGCGGCGGGACGGGUCGACGAGGAAGCCGUAGGUGCGAGGGCGAUCAAGACAAGCCCACCACGCCGUGGUGAAAAGAGCAAGACUAUGAACGGCAAGAACAGCACCGGCGCCUUGCUGACCUGCGAGAGCCCGCUGUGCAAUAAGACCCCGUCUUUUGCGCACCGGGGUCAGACGCGGCGGCGCUUCUGCAAGCGCCACGCGUGGCCGGGUAUGCAGAACGUGUACUACAAGUACUGCGAUGCGGAUUCGGGGCGGUGCCCCGAGCGAGCAUCGUACGAGUCGGCCGGAAAAUUGCGAUGCCUGCAGCACUGCGAGCCCGAGAUGCGGCCGAGGAACAACAUCUGCCAGGUUGAGGGCGGGGGUUGCGACCGGCAGUCGUCAUUCGGGGCGAAGGGCGGGAAGCCUGUCCUUUGCACGCUGCACAAAGGAGCGGGGAUGGUGCAGGUGCGCACAAAGACGUGCAGGCACCCAGGGUGCGAGAAGACCCCGAGCUACGGCUUUCCGUGCAAGUCACGCGAGUACUGCAAGCCGCACGCGCUCGAGGGCAUGGUCUACAACGCGGGGAGAAGGUGCCGCUUUCGCGGGUGCGUCGCGCCCGGAGCGUUCAACUACCCCGGGGUCACCCGCGGAGGAUCUUUCUGCGAUGACCACAAAGAGGAAGGCAUGGUGGACAACACGCCGACGCAGUGCGAGGCUGAAGGGUGCAGCUACUCGGCCAGCUUCGGCGAUAUGGGGCAGCGGACGAGACGGUUUUGCGCCAGACACAAACUGGCGGGGAUGCUGAGCUACCAGGAAUUGUGGGCCACGCAAACUGACGCCUCCAGCCCCCCAAGAACUACCGCCACUUCGGCGGCGGCAACGGCAACAGCGGCGGGCAUGGUUCAUCUGUCGGCGGCGGCACUGGCGACUGCAUCGGCAACGUACACCGCGGCCGAGAGAGAAGAAGGGAUCGACCCGCUCGCGGACGGGCUUGGACCAAUCGGCGCAGAAAACGGCGCAGCAGAAUCUGUCCCGAUGACGGUUGGAGAACGAAGCAGAGGGAAUCAAGGGGCCGCCACCACCGAUGAUUCCGCAACAACGAGUGCUGAUGCUGUUGGCGCUGGCGUUGGCGGUGCUGGUUGUAGUGCUGAUUCUGCUGUUGCUAAUUUUGGCGCUGUUUCCGAUGCUCCGACGGAAGAGAUGUCUGCCGAGGUCGCAACCGCUCGGAGCAGCAGCGCUGCUCAACCAGGGAAGAGACCACGCGAAGACACGGCGCCAGACGGGCAUGGCAGCAUACUGUAG
Messenger RNA from Ectocarpus siliculosus, 1305 nucleotides. Lineage: Eukaryota; Phaeophyceae; Ectocarpales; Ectocarpaceae. The record is from the annotation of a GenBank genome assembly.